ACCUAGUCUAUUUUAUUAUUUACCACCAUAAAAUAUAUACAAAACUAUUGCAAAAGUUACAAUUUAGUAAAACUUAUGUACACAAACACUCACAGAUCGUAUAUGGUGCUAUUCUCAGUUGAGAGAAGUGUACACAAACAUACAGAUGCAGUAUUAAAUUGUAACUGCGUACAUUUAACCGUAGUGCAUACCACACUACUAUAAUAAUUUUGUAGCCUCCUCCUGUUGCUGCUGCAACGAGCUCAGCUGUUGCGAGUAUCCACUUAAAACAUGCUGUGAUGCUCAACAUCCCGGCAUGAGCAGUUCAUCCCCAGUGAAUUGUGUAUCACAGUAAAAAGUGCCCUCUCCCUGUUUGCAUGUAUUUUUCUUCCUGUUUUGUGCUGUACUGUAAACCUUGAAUAACACCGUGGGAUCCAUAUGAAGUGGCACUAGUGAUGCUGGCAGUGCUCCCAAGAAGCACAGAAAAGUCAUGGCAUUUGACAUUACAAGAAAAACUUCAUCUGCCUGAUAUGUAACAGAGACUGAGGUCUGCAGCUGGGGUUGCUUCCAUUUCAGACAGAUGAUUCAUCUUGUAAACAGACAGUGUAAACUUAUUGUACGGAUAAAUACAGAACAGUACUGUAGAUGUAUUUUCUCUUCCUUACGAUUUUCUUACAAGUGUUCCCUUUUCCCUAGCUUACUUUAUUGUAACAAUACAGUAUAUCAUACAUAUAACAUACAAAAUACAUGUUAUUAACUGUUCCUGGCCAACAACAGGCUAUUAGUAGUUAAGUUUGGGGGAGUCAGAGUUAUACCUGGAUUUUCUACUGUGUAUGGUCAGGGUGCCAAGCCCCCAAGUUGAUCAGGGGUCAACUGUAAUCCUAAAAGAAUCUAAUAUAAUAUUGUACACAGUAAGUGGUCAAUAAAUAAUGAAUUGAACUAAAUAAUACACAAAUCUCAGAAUAUGUGCAACCUGAUCGUAGUACACAGAACUCUCUCUAUAUAUAUCUUUUCUCAGGUCAUGCCAUUCUUUCAGGUAGAAAGUGCCUUAUUUUGAAUUAGUUGUCUUUAGAGCAAAAAUCCCUCUAAGAGUGCAGUACGGAUUCCUAUGUACAAUCUGGAAUAGUCCAUUGCUUCAUGCCUACCCUGGACAUGAAGGGCCAUGCCACAGCAGAAGUAUCUAUGCACCCACCCCUGUCUAUACCUGAGCAACGCAUUCAUUCCUCUUUGCUGCUCUCUUACAGGCUACAGAGUGUGGUGGCUCCAGCACAGAGCUCUGCUCAGCAUCUCUCUGUGCUUUCACGAUGCUGAUGGAUGAUGAAGGUAGGGAAGAAUGUACAGCCAGGAGGCCAUUAGGAGGGCAACUAAUUUACAAAAUCACAUUUGUAGAAUUGAGUGCAUCCAACAACUACCAGGGGAAAGUUGGGCAAGAGCUAUGCCAACACCACCCAAGUCAAAACCAAAACAACAGGAAAAGAAAAUCAUGUGGAUAUAGAAUUUCUGACAACAUCAUUCCCAAGGUGCCUUAUCCAAGAGGAACUGCUAAAAUAACAUUUUAAGUGGAAGUAAAUACAUGCUGGAAGCAUUAUAUAUUAGUAGAGUCUGUUUUUUUUUUUUUUCCCCAAAGUACUUUCUAAAGCACACCCAACAUAAGCCCCCUAAGAGACAUUUCACAUUAAAAUUAAAACAUGUCUUCACUGGUGGUUUCUCAACUUACCUCCAUCUUCUGUCCCCUUUAAUGAACUGGGCCAUGAGGUGAGUCAGAGAGGAUAAAGGGAGUGGUAAGAAUUUGAGGGGAGAGGAGAGUGAGGCUAAAAUAGGAAAUCAGGAAAUGCGAUUAGGUCCCCCCUGUCCCUCACAUGGGGCCGCCCUCUUAUUGCCCAACGUGGUUUCUUCUUGAGGGUUCUGCAUGGUUCCUCAAUCCCAGGGAAUUCUGCAGGACGUUCCACCCAAGACCCCUGGGCUCCCAUCUCUACUCUUUUGCCAGUUAAUGAAUAAGAAGGAAUUUCACUGCCUGGAAAGAGGAACGAUGCUUUCUGGUCCUUAUUUCACAUCUAAAAUAGAGAGGUCAAUUGAAUUAUUCCUAAAUAUAUCUGAACACUAAAAUAGAAGUUUUAAAGCAUAUAUGUACUACCUGGUCACUCUAGCCUUAAGUCAGGGAAAAGUACAGAUUCAACAUUUAAAAUUGACAUAGACGCUUUUCACUUAAUGCUACCACUCUUGCUUUAUUUCAUGAGAAUGAGAAUACAAUAAUAUGCCAUACGUUCAUUUGGGUGAAAGAUUGAUGUCUUAUAGCAUAGUUUAUAAUUACGGAAAACAUGUGAAUUCACUGGGAAUAAAGAAAUUUUGAAGAUAAUAAAAUAUUUUCACUUAUGUUGUAAUUUCUAUGUCAUCUGGUGUAGGAUGUGGCGAUAUUAAUGUUUACACCUAACUUAAGUUUGUCAUCUAAGACCUGAAAGGGUUGCGUCUAUCAGCUGCACCCCUGGGUAGCCACACAACCUCGGGGGAAGGCCUCAGCCCCAUCCCUGGAACAGCAGGAAUGAGAACAGCACUGCCUGUUGGGAUGAUUGAGGGAGGCCAUGAAAGUGCAGUGCUUGGCAGAGGGUCUCGUCAUGGAAGGUACCAGCAAUUGUGAGAUACUUUUAUGAUUUUAUUUUCUCCAAAAGAAAGGGAAUAAAAGAAGAGGGGAGGAAACAAGACUAAUUGCGAGAGAUAAAGUACAAGGGGUGAGGGAAGGAGUAAGGAGACAUGAGGGCAGCGUGGAGCAGCCGAGGGGGGAGAUGGCUUUCACCACUUCCCAGCACCUAUUGCAGAUUCCACCCUCAAACAUUUUGUAAGGACCCUUUAUGCAAGGUAAUGUUUGAACCCUGCUGAGGCAGUGGCGUGGGUCUCUGAGAGAAUAAUUAACUUAAUUUGACUAUCUGGUUUGUGGAUGCGUUUACUCUCAUGUAAGUCAACAACAUCCUGGGAUUGGGACACACUUUCUGGGCACUGCUGGCCAGUCCCAAAAUGGAACAUAAGGAAGUGGUUCUUCUACUUCUUUUAUUUCUGAAAUCAGGUCAAGGAGAGCCUCUGGAUGACUAUGUGAAUACCCAGGGGGCUUCACUGUUCAGCAUCACUAAGAAGCAGCUGGGGGCAGGAAGCAUAGAAGAAUGUGCAGCAAAAUGUGAGGAGGAGGAAGAAUUCACCUGCAGGUCAUUCCAAUAUCACAGUAAAGAGCAACAAUGUGUGAUAAUGGCUGAAAACAGGAAGUCCUCCAUUGUCUUUAGGAUGAGAGAUGUCGUUUUAUUUGAAAAGAAAGUGUAUCUUUCAGAGUGCAAGACUGGGAAUGGAAAGAAUUACAGAGGGACGAUGUCCAAAACAAAAAAUGGCGUCACCUGUCAAAAAUGGAGUUCCACUUCUCCCCACAGACCUAAAUUCUCACCUGCUACACACCCUUCAGAGGGACUGGAGGAGAACUACUGCAGGAACCCAGACAACGAUGGGCAGGGGCCCUGGUGCUACACUACUGAUCCAGAACAGAGAUUUGACUACUGCGACAUUCCCGAGUGUGAAGAUGAAUGUAUGCAUUGCAGUGGAGAAAAUUAUGAUGGCAAAAUUUCCAAGACCAUGUCUGGACUGGAAUGCCAGGCCUGGGACUCUCAGAGCCCACACGCUCAUGGAUACAUUCCUUCCAAAUUUCCAAACAAGAACCUGAAGAAGAAUUACUGUCGUAACCCCGAUGGGGAGCCACGGCCUUGGUGUUUCACCACCGACCCCAACAAGCGCUGGGAACUUUGCGACAUCCCCCGCUGCACAACACCUCCACCAUCUUCUGGUCCCACCUACCAGUGUCUGAAGGGAACAGGUGAAAACUAUCGCGGAGAUGUGGCUGUUACCGUGUCCGGGCACACCUGUCAGCGCUGGAGUGCACAGACCCCUCACACACAUAACAGGACACCAGAAAACUUUCCCUGCAAAAAUUUGGAUGAAAACUACUGCCGCAAUCCUGAUGGAGAAAAGGCCCCAUGGUGCUAUACAACCGACAGCCAAGUGCGGUGGGAGUACUGUAAGAUACCGUCCUGUGAGUCCUCCCCAGUAUCCACGGAACCAUUGGAUCCCACAGCACCACCUGAGCUUACCCCUGUGGUCCAGGAGUGCUACCAUGGUGAUGGGCAGAGCUACCGAGGCACAUCCUCCACCACCACCACAGGAAAGAAGUGUCAAUCUUGGUCAUCUAUGACACCACACCGGCAUCAGAAGACCCCAGAAAACUACCCAAAUGCUGGCCUGACAAUGAACUACUGCAGGAAUCCAGAUGCCGAUAAAGGCCCCUGGUGUUUUACCACGGACCCCAGCGUCAGGUGGGAGUACUGCAACCUGAAAAAAUGCUCAGGAACAGAAGGGAGUGUUGCAGCACCUCCGCCUGUUGCCCAACUUCCAGAUGCAGAGACUCCUUCCGAGGAAGACUGUAUGUUUGGGAAUGGGAAAGGAUACCGAGGCAAGAAGGCAACCACUGUUACCGGGACACCAUGCCAGGAAUGGGCUGCCCAGGAGCCCCACAGCCACCGCAUUUUCACUCCAGAGACAAAUCCACGGGCAGGUCUGGAAAAAAACUACUGCCGUAACCCUGAUGGUGAUGUAGGUGGUCCCUGGUGCUACACGACAAAUCCAAGAAAACUUUACGACUACUGUGAUGUCCCUCAGUGUGCGGCCUCUUCAUUUGAUUGUGGGAAGCCUCAAGUGGAGCCGAAGAAAUGUCCUGGAAGGGUUGUAGGGGGGUGUGUGGCCCACGCACAUUCCUGGCCCUGGCAAAUCAGUCUUAGAACAAGGUUUGGAAUGCACUUCUGUGGAGGCACCUUGAUAUCCCCAGAGUGGGUGCUGACUGCUGCCCACUGCUUGGAGAAGUCCCCAAGGCCUUCAUUCUACAAGGUCAUCCUGGGUGCACACCGAGAAGUGCAUCUCGAACCGCAUGUUCAGGAAAUAGAAGUAUCUAAGAUGUUCUCGGAGCCCGGAGGAGGAGAUAUUGCCUUGCUAAAGCUAAGCAGUCCUGCCAUCAUCACUGACAAAGUAAUCCCAGCUUGUCUGCCAUCCCCAAAUUAUGUGGUCGCUGACCGGACCGAAUGUUUCAUCACUGGCUGGGGAGAAACCCAAGGUACCUAUGGGGCUGGCCUUCUCAAGGAAGCCCGGCUCCCCGUGAUUGAGAAUAAAGUGUGCAAUCGCUAUGAGCUUCUGAAUGGAAGAGUCAAAUCCACCGAGCUCUGUGCUGGGCAUUUGGCCGGAGGCACUGACAGUUGCCAGGGUGACAGUGGAGGGCCUCUGGUUUGCUUCGAGAAGGACAAAUACAUUUUACAAGGAGUUACUUCUUGGGGUCUUGGCUGUGCGCGUCCCAAUAAGCCAGGUGUCUAUGUUCGUGUUUCAAGGUUCAUCACUUGGAUCGAGGGAGUGAUGAGAAAUAAUUAAUUGGACGGGAUUACAGAGUGAAGCAUUGACUCACCUAGAGGCUGGAACGUGGGUAGGGAUUUAGCAUGCUGGAAAUAACUGACAGUAAACAAACGAGGACAUUGUCCCCAGCUACCAGGGAAGCCAAACCUCAGCAUUUUUUGUAUUAUUUUCUGACUGCUGGAUUCUGUAAUAAGGUGGCAUAGCUAUGACAUUUGUUAAAAAUAAACUCUGUACUUAACUUUGAUUUGAGUUAAUUUUGGUUUUGGUCUUC
This is a messenger RNA of Chlorocebus sabaeus (green monkey), 5674 nucleotides long. RefSeq names its product plasminogen (gene PLG). Gene Ontology annotation, molecular function: signaling receptor binding; serine-type endopeptidase activity. NCBI's taxonomy places the organism in Eukaryota, Metazoa, Chordata, Mammalia, Primates, Cercopithecidae. Gene Ontology annotation, biological process: proteolysis. The record is from RefSeq and is a predicted model, not a curated record.